This is a messenger RNA of Eurypyga helias (sunbittern), 693 nucleotides long. It is a transcript of the gene GPR75, whose product is annotated as G protein-coupled receptor 75. The transcript has a single exon. The annotation marks the transcript as partial. NCBI's taxonomy places the organism in Eukaryota, Metazoa, Chordata, Aves, Eurypygiformes, Eurypygidae. The record is from RefSeq and is a predicted model, not a curated record.
UCCGCGGCCAAAGACUCCGGGGCGGUGGUGACGUGCGUCGUCAUCGUGCUCUCCGUCUUGGUCUGCUGCCUGCCCCUGGGCAUCUCCUUGGUGCAGGACGUGCUGUCCAGCAGCGGUGGCUUUGUGCUCUACCAGUUCGAGCUGUGUGGAUUUACCCUUAUUUUUUUCAAAUCUGGAUUAAAUCCCUUUAUAUAUUCCCGAAACAGUGCUGGGCUUCGGAGACGCGUCCUCUGGUGCCUGCAGUACGAAGCCCUCGUCUUUUUCUGCUGCAAGCAGAAGACGAGGCUUCGCGCCAUGGGUAAGGGCAGCCUGGAAGUCAACAGGAACAAGUCCUCCCACCAUGAGACCAAUUCUGCGUACGUGUUGUCUCCCAAACCCCAGAAAAAGUUUGUGGACCAAGCCUGUGGUCCCAGUCACUCCAAGGAAAGCGUGCUGAGUCCCAAGGCUUCCCUCGGGCAUCAGCACUACGCACAGAGCAGCUCCACCCCCAUGAACACCCGAAUCGAGCCCUAUUACAGUAUCUAUAACAGCAGCCCCUCCCAGGAAGCGAGCACCCCAAACAGCUUACAGCCGGUCAACUCGACUUUUGGCUUUGCCAAAUCCUACAUUGCCAUGCACUACCGCACCACCAACGACGUGGCGCGAGACUGCGACAGCGCUUCGGCCAAGCAGAUCCCGGUGCCCUCGGUGUAA